AGAAGGCAUGAGAAGGUCAGCACAUAGUCGUUAUAGCAAACGAAUUGAUUCCGAAGGGAGUCGGACUGCAUCUUGUGUGACACCACCACCAGCAGGAGCAGUGACCGACUGAUGAUAUGGACUACUAUAAGGUGACUACUCCCUCUGGUGUGGACAAUACAGUAACCUCAAUGCACGAUGAGCUGUGUGUAACGGAGAGGAGAGUACUUGUUCGAGACCCACGUUAUAUGGCCCCUGAAGUCCUACGUUUACCUGUGUGGCAAUCUCAACUGGGCAUAGACCACCGUUGCGAUAUUUAUAGUUUCGGGGUUCUCCUCUGGGAGUUGCUGACAUGCCGUAGAGCAUAUGCUGGUUUUACUAAUGCACAGAUACGGGCCUAUGUGGGCUACGGUGAUGGCACGCUGCCACAUCUGUGUGGGUCUGCUCCAUCUGAAGUUCGCCAUUUGUUGGACACUUGUCUUGAUCCUAACCCUGCCAACCGGCCCACGUUCGAUUCGGCCAUACGACGUUUGACUAGACUACAAGGACGAAUGAACACUGUUGCUGAGGAUGCCCUGAUCUCGUUCAUGGUUGGGGUUUAGCACUAGCGUUGCUGUCUGGCCGCCCUGUCGAGUGUAGUGUUAUUGUCCAUACUGCUGCUGCUGCUGCUGCUUAUCGUUGUUGUUAUUAUUCCUAAUGCGGCGAUGAUGAUAUUUUUAUGUAUAAUUCAACCACCAAAUGAUGAUGAUCAUUCUUGUUCUCUACCGCUAAUUUUUCGUCAUCACUAAUACCAUCACACCCGCGUCACCAUAGACCUCCUCCUCCUCGCACUCCCCUGACAAACGUUAGCAAACUCUGGCUCGUGAGAGGUCAAGGGAACGGCCCACUUGUCGAAUGAACGAACAUUAA
This is a messenger RNA of Perkinsus marinus ATCC 50983, 888 nucleotides long. RefSeq names its product serine-threonine protein kinase, putative. Gene Ontology annotation, biological process: protein phosphorylation. The transcript has 4 exons. The coding region runs from base 117 to 581 and encodes 154 amino acids. The record is from RefSeq and is a predicted model, not a curated record. Lineage: Eukaryota; Perkinsozoa; Perkinsida; Perkinsidae. Gene Ontology annotation, molecular function: protein kinase activity; ATP binding.